AUGCAGCUCUACUUCACCGUUCUUACCCUAACUUCCACCUCCGCCGUCCUUGCCGCGGUCCCCACCUACGGCCAAUGCGGCGGAACGUCCUACACCGGCGAGACCACCUGCGAUUCUGGCAGCGAGUGCACGGAGUAUAAUCCUUGGUACUCGCAGUGCGUCCCCUCCGCCAACUCCGGAUCCAACCCAGGUUCUGGCAACGGUGUAGCAUCCAGCUCUGGAGCCCCGGUCGCAAGCAGCAAUGCGGUCGCAGGACCUAGCAGCGGUGCUCCGGUGCCGUCCGGUAAUGCCAGUCUUCCAGUAGGAACGGGCGUGGGCACGGGUGUUGGCAGCGCAUUAACGACGAUGGUCACGCGUGCGAGCUCUGCUGCAGCGGCAUCUUCCACAGCUUUGGUAGUGUCCGAUGUAGCUGUUACCAGCUCGAUCGUCGUCACGCCAUCUACUUCCUCCUCUGUCGCCGCCGCCCCUAUCUCCACGGGUGCUGCUGUGAACAACACCGGCAGCAGCGCGAGCGGCGCGUCGUGCUCCAUCAACGAGGCCUUCAUAGCCAAGGGGAAGAAGUACAUCGGUGUGGCGGCUGAUAAGGGGACGCUCAGCGAUGCGACCAAUGAGCAGAUCAUCAAGGAUAACUUUGGGCAGGUUACGCCUGAAAAUUCCAUGAAAUGGGACGCUACCGAAAAUGUCGAAGGGACAUUCACCUUCACCGGCUCCGACGCCCUUGUAGACUGGGCGACUGCCAAUUCGAAGCUGAUCCGUGGGCACACGACGGUGUGGCACUCACAACUGCCCACGUGGGUGUCGUCGAUUACGGACAAGACGACGUUAGAGAAGGUCAUGAACACGCAUAUCGAGACGCUGCUUGGGCAGUACAAGGGGCAGAUCUAUGCUUGGGACGUUGUCAACGAGAUUUUCGCUGAAGACGGCAGCUUCCGCUCUUCCGUCUUUUACAACGUCCUAGGCGAAGACUUCGUCGCGACGGCCUUUAAGACCGCGCGCGCCGCCGACCCUGCCGCAAAACUCUACAUCAACGACUAUAACCUCGACUCUGCAUCCUACGCCAAGACCAAGGCCAUGGUAUCCAAGGUUACCGAGUGGGUCGCGGCGGGCGUCCCCAUCGACGGUAUUGGCUCGCAAUCGCACUUGGCUGGCAGCUGGCCUAUUUCGGACUAUCCUGCUGCGCUGAAGAGCAUCUGCGCUGUAGUGGAGGAGUGUGCCAUUACGGAGCUGGACAUCAAGGGCGCGGCGGCGAGUGACUAUGAGACUGCAGUGCAAGCGUGUUUGGAUGUUGACAACUGCGUCGGUAUCACCGUUUGGGGUGUCAGCGACAAGGACAGCUGGAGGGCGGACGCUACGCCGCUGCUUUUCGAUACGAGCUUCAAGGCUAAGGAUGCGUACAAUGGAAUCUGCAGCAUCUUGUAA
This is a messenger RNA of Didymosphaeria variabile, 1419 nucleotides long. RefSeq names its product Endo-1,4-beta-xylanase F3. The record is from RefSeq and is a predicted model, not a curated record. Gene Ontology annotation, biological process: carbohydrate metabolic process. Gene Ontology annotation, cellular component: extracellular region. Gene Ontology annotation, molecular function: hydrolase activity, hydrolyzing O-glycosyl compounds; cellulose binding. Lineage: Eukaryota; Fungi; Ascomycota; Dothideomycetes; Pleosporales; Didymosphaeriaceae. The transcript is spliced from 3 exons. The coding region runs from base 1 to 1419 and encodes 472 amino acids.